AUGUUUGGUUUCAGGUUUAGGUCACAAUGUCUUAAAUAUUUUAUUUGUUGUCGUUUUAUUUCUGAUGAAUCGAGUAUUUAUCGUCGUCAUUUUCUUAGUUUUUGUGCAUUUUCAACUUUGUUGGCAGCAUGUGUAGCCACAGGUGUUGGCUUAUUUCUUGGCUUCACCGGUGAUACUAAAAGACGAAUUUCUCCUUGCAUUGUUGUUCUUGUACUUAUGUUUAUUAUUCAAGUAUUAUUUGCCAUAUUUGAUGCUAAAGAUGCGUCUGGAGUCUUUCUCUGUGUGACAAUACUAAAUAUUGUGAUUAUAGGAGCAUUUAUCGGUUUAUAUAUAUCCAGUAUAUUUGGAGUGGCAUCCUAUUUUCCAGAUAAAUAUGCUAACGCUAUUGUUGUAGGAACAUCAAUUGGUAUAUUAUUAGCUGUUAUUAGUCGAAUAAUAGCGAAAGAGAAAUCUUAUUUUGUUGAUGCCUUACUCCAGAUGGUUGUCUGUCGAUUAGUUGAACCACAUUUAUCACCGACAGCCGCUGUGAUGUUACAUCUAUUUGUAUUUUUUGGUGCCAUUAGUGGCGUUGUUAAUUCAGUAUUCUAUCGUUAUAUUAUCAUUCUCUAA
Molecule: messenger RNA, 609 nt
Organism: Didymodactylos carnosus
Lineage: Eukaryota; Metazoa; Rotifera; Eurotatoria; Philodinida; Philodinidae
Source: the annotation of a GenBank genome assembly